Messenger RNA from Stylophora pistillata, 961 nucleotides. RefSeq lists its product as uncharacterized. The record is from RefSeq and is a predicted model, not a curated record. NCBI's taxonomy places the organism in Eukaryota, Metazoa, Cnidaria, Anthozoa, Scleractinia, Pocilloporidae.
ACCGCUGACAGCUAUCAUUCCUUAGGAGCUACUCAACAUUCACUUGGAGACUUUGUCUCAGCCCUUGAGUCAGACAAGCGUGCACUGGAGAUCCGGUUAAAAGCUCAGGGUGAAGACCAUUCACAAACCGCUGACAGCUAUCAUUCCUUAGGAGCUACUCAACAUUCACUUGGAGACUUUGUCUCAGCCCUUGAGUCAAACAAGCGUGCACUGGAUAUCUGGUUAAAAGCUCUGGGUGAAGACCAUUCACAAACCGCUGACAGCUAUCAUUCCUUAGGAGCUACUCAACAUUCACUUGGAGACUUUGUCUCAGCCCUUGAGUCAAACAAGCGUGCACUGGAUAUCCGGUUAAUAGCUCUGGGUGAAGACCAUUCACAAACCGCUGACAGCUAUCAUAGAGUAGGAGUUAUUCAACAUUCACUUGGAGACUUUGUCUCAGCCCUUGAAUCAAAGAAGCGUGCACUGGAUAUCCGGUUAAAAGCUCUGGGUGAAGACCAUUUACAAACUGCUGACAGCUAUCAUUCGUUAGGAGUUACUCAAUAUUCUCUUGGAGAUCUAGUCUCUGCUCUUCACUCAGCUAAACGUGCACUCGAUAUCAGAAUAAAGUUUCUUGGGGAAGAACAUUCAGAAACCGCUGACAGUCGAUUUAUGGUAAAGUAUAUAGAAAAGUCUCUGUGAAGAAACUCAUGCAGUUGCAGUUGAAUAUUUAUAUAUCCCUGUGCAGGUUUUGAGAUACGGCGGUUGUGACUUUUCCGAGGACAAUAUUUUAAUAAUUGUCUUACGAGGCAGCAUGACCAUCGUAUAUAAGUUUAAAACUGAUUGUCUUAGAAAUAGAAAGAAGAACAAAAGAUUUUUUUCGCUAUUUUCGUCGUUUCGCAUAGGUAAAUAGUACAGCGAAAUUACAAACCUAAAACAAUAGAUAUAUUAUAAAGUCGUUAUGAUAUAAAUAUUCUUUUACUAC